This is a messenger RNA of Odontomachus brunneus, 1903 nucleotides long. It is a transcript of the gene Sou, whose product is annotated as E3 ubiquitin-protein ligase RMND5A. Lineage: Eukaryota; Metazoa; Arthropoda; Insecta; Hymenoptera; Formicidae. Gene Ontology annotation, cellular component: nucleus; GID complex; cytoplasm. The transcript has 7 exons. Gene Ontology annotation, biological process: proteasome-mediated ubiquitin-dependent protein catabolic process. The record is from RefSeq and is a predicted model, not a curated record. Gene Ontology annotation, molecular function: ubiquitin protein ligase activity; protein binding. Bases 78 to 1274 code for a protein of 398 amino acids.
CUACUACGCGUUUCCGUAUCAGCUGUAAGUUUAUGCUUUUCUCUACACGUAAACGUCAAUCACCAUAAGCAAUAAUAAUGGAUGCGUGUAAUAAUGUCGAGCGCGAAGUGGAUAAAGUUUUAUCGAAAUUCACUACUAUUAACGAACAUGCAGAAACAAUGUUGUCCGAUCUGAUAAAUCACAUUGAAUCCCUUGAGAGAGAUUUAGAGACAGUACCACUUGAACAUAAUGUAACACCUGAGCAAGUGCAAGUACUGAAGCAAGCAAUGACAAAAAUACGUGAUACUGUAAUAAAAUUGGCAACAGAUCACCGUGACUUGCACGGUACAGUCUCCAGAGUAGGUAAGGCAAUAGACAGAAAUUUCAUCGCCGAUUUUGCUAGUACCAGCAGAGAAGAUGUAUUCUGUGGGUCAGAGAAAUCUCAUCUCCUAAAUCAAGUAAUUUGCCAACACUUUUAUCGCCAAGGGAUGCUGGAUAUUGCUGAUGAAUUAGCAGCAGAAGCUGGAAUCAAGACCGAUGAGGGCAGAAAGGAACCAUUCACAGAAUUAAAUUUCAUACUAGAUUGUUUAAAACAGAGAAAUCUUGAACCAGCAUUAGAAUGGGCUAAGAAACAUAGAGAAGCACUGUUGGCGCAAAAUUCUUCUCUUGAAUUCAAACUGCACCGAUUACAUUUUAUAAGACUAGUUCAACAAGGUCUCUGUAAGCAAACAGAGGCCAUAUUAUACGCUCGUCAAAAUCUCACACAAUUCGUUGGACGUCACGAAAAGGACGUGCAAUCUUUAAUGGGUACUUUACUCUAUUUACCACAUGGUAUUCAGUCAUCUCCCUACAGCCACUUAUUGGAUCCAACUCUGUGGCUCGAGAUACAUGAUGUUUUUACCAAGGAAGCUUGCAUGUUAUUAGGCUUAAGUGUUGACAGUCCACUCUCUGUUUGUAUUAAUGCAGGAUGCACCGCAUUACCUGCGUUAUUAAAUAUCAAACAAGUUAUGCAACAAAGACAAGUGACUGGCAUUUGGAGUGGCAAAGACGAAUUACCCAUUGAAAUAGACUUGGGUAAGCAAGGUCGUUAUCACUCUGUUUUCGCCUGUCCUAUUCUCAGGCAACAGAGUACAGAGAGUAAUCCACCAAUGAAACUAGUUUGCGGGCACGUUAUAUCACGUGACGCAUUAAAUAAGCUCACCAGCGCGAAUAAAAAUCAAUUUGUUUCAAGGUUAAAAUGUCCCUAUUGCCCCGUGGAGCAGAAUCCUGAAGACGCGAGACUUAUUUAUUUUUAGGCUGUGAUAUAUUAUAUACAUGUAAAAAGCUAGUUUUACAGUUUCUUUGUAAUGGAUUAUAUAUUAAAGGAAAAACUAUACAUAACGCAAGACGCAAUAACCGAGAAAUCGUAAAACUCCAUACUCUACAUCCAUCGUCAAUAACUAUAUUGUUCUGAUGGAGUUCUGUUUGUUACAAUAUUGAAAUUGUUUCCAUUUUUUCUACAAAACGCAGAUGUAAGACCGUUAAUUUGUAUUAGCUUCACAGUCUUUUUAAGAAAAUCAGUUCUCUAUAUUAUAUAUAUAUAUAUCUAUGUAUGUAUGUAUGUAUAUAUAUAUAUAUAUAUAUAUAUAUGUAUAUAUAUAUGUAUUUACAUAUAUAUAUAUUUGAACAAAGAAAAAAAAUUAAGGAACUGUGAUAGCUUUAAUAUUUGUGAGGUAGACUUAAUUGUGCAAUUGUAUCGUAGAUAGAAAAUUCAUAUUAUCCUAGACUAAGAAAGACUUCAGCUUUCUAUGCGAUUGACAAGUUGAAAGCCAUAAAUGUAUGUGUGAGACGCCUAACAAAUUUGUUAUGAGAUUUUCUUCAUAUAAAUGUUCAUUUUUUGUUUCAAUUGUACCGGCUUGAUUAAAUGAAGAUUAUUUUAUAGAAA